Molecule: messenger RNA, 3288 nt
Organism: Lytechinus pictus (painted urchin)
Lineage: Eukaryota; Metazoa; Echinodermata; Echinoidea; Temnopleuroida; Toxopneustidae
Product: snaclec echicetin subunit beta-like
Exons: 3
Coding region: 497-1018 (173 amino acids)
Molecular function (GO): signaling receptor activity
Source: RefSeq, a predicted model, not a curated record
ACACAGUUCAGAGAAGGAAGGGGUGCUGCGUCACUAGGGAGUUUACUUCUCAGUGUGGAGUUCUUCGCAGAGGAACUUGGAGAGGUCCGUUGUUUGUUGACGGUCUUGAUGUGAAACCUGGAGGCGACCAAAGACAUAGCAACUCAAGAGCCAACCAGGGAAAGGAAGUCCAUCGAUUGUUCGGCGGCUACAGCGACUAUUAAGCUCUAUCUUGAGUCUGAACCCAAUAGCAAAGACUUCUUAGUCAAUUGGUUCCUUCGGAGCUCAUCAUUAGUUACAGCAAAUAACUCGUAUUUUAAAACUUCCCUCAGAGUCCUGUUCCGUUCGGUUCCAAGCUCAAGACUUAAAUAGGAGAGUGUUCCGGAGAGACAAAGGCCACAGUCAGAUCUGCAUCGUCAAGGUUCAAAUUGGACGGAUCAAUAAAAUCUCUUGGGGUCUCUUUGUGAUAGGUGAAGCCGAUUUUUGGACGAAGUUUAGACUACAACCACGAACAAGGAUGAGGCAAUUGCUGUGCAUGGCAUGUCUUGCUGUAGUGUUAACGGAGGUUUGUGGUCAGGGAUUCGAACCAGGAACCUUUCCAAUGGAAGGAUGUAUCCCAGGAUGGUCUAACUUCGGUAAAUACUGUUACAAAUUUUUCAACCGAAGAACGAACUGGCUCCAAGCGCAAAUAGAAUGUAAUAAGUACACUGCUAAGAACGGCACGACCCCGAAAGGCUACCUGAUGACGUCAAAAGACAUGCAACAUAAUCGAUUUCAGCACAACUGGCUUCGUUACACUGGAGGUGGGCUCAACAAAGUAUGGCUUGGACUCUCCGAAAAGACAAACAACAACUACUUCUGGGCUGACGGAACCCCUCUUCUACCAAACCAUUGGAAUAAAUGGAAAGUCGAUCAACCUCAACUAAACGCUCAUAUACAGGCAGUUCAUACAUUCGAUAAUACGGCUGAUAUGACCUGGGUGACGUCAUUCUAUAAGACUGACAUGACCUUUAUCUGUCAGUAUCAAUACAAGGCCUAGGUCAACGGAGUUUCUAUUUGUAAAUGUUUAAUCCAACCUCGUUUAUAGUUGGAAGUAUAUGAUGAAGUUACAGUAACUGUAAACAAAGAAACAUAAAACAAAACGAGUAAGCUUUGUUCAAUAUUGUUUAAAGAAGGUAAAAUAUUUUUGGGGUAACAUUUUGUCCCAUAUUAGACAAAAUGCAUAUUUUAUUUGUAAAUUUCAACAGAACAUUUGGUAAAAUUUACACAGUAUUUGGUAUCGUUUUACCACAGAAACAUAAUCUGUUCGCUUUUUACCCAAUAUUGUAAACACUUUUUAAAGUAACGUACUGGGAUUGGGUUUUCUCAGCUGGGGUAUCCCGAUUAGCCAGUAUAAAAGCACACAAAAUUAGUGCUUCCACCUUUCAUUUUGAAUGUUUCUGAAAUGAACACUGAAAUAUUCAAGUAAUUUCCCGAAAUCCCAUGAUAAUAUCCAAAUGGUUUUCCUCAUUUUUUUUCUUAAUUUGUAGGGAGGUCAUUGUAUGAAAUAAAGACUAAAAAUACCCUUAUAUACAGCCUUAAAAAAACAUUUAAGAGAUUGUCAUCUUUCACAUUGCCUCUGGCCUUUGUUUCUUCUUCUACACCUUUAAAUAAAGGGUAAUUCGUCAAAUCAAACAAGGUCAUUCUAAAAUUGUCAUGUGACAAGCCAAAAAUGCAUUAUUACACUCAUCAAGUCACUAUUAUUAGGUUUUCUCAUAUCAAACAAAAAAGCUAUUUAAGUCCCAAUCAUUUGACAAAACUCAAAAUCUUAAGAUUUUUUAACAAAUGCAUAUUUGCUUUAAGGAUAUUGUUUUCUCAAUAGAUUCAUUUCAGAGACAAACAUAUUUAAAUGCUUAAAAAUAAUACAUAUAUUACGGAAGGGAUACAAUAUGUUCAUCACCUCAUCUAGCGUCUAGAAAGCUUAGUUGUAAUCGUAACUUCUUUCUUGAUCAUGAUCGAACUUUUGCCUUUCAAAACAGUAUAUUAACCUCAAAUUCAUAUGACCAAAACUGUAUAUUUUAAUGAUUCUCAACCGUCUGUAAAUAUCUUUGUUUUGUUGCUUUCAUUUUGUCAGAAAAUUUCAGCACUUUUAUCUGAUAGAAAGUUUUUUUAAUGUUUAUUUCUUUGUUUAUGAUCUUUCAAACCAAUGUCUUAUAGCUUUAUAUUCAUUUGCUUAAAAACUGCAUCUUUUUUUUAUAAUUAUCAAUAUUUUGUAAAUAUAUUUGUUUUUUAUUUGUUAUAGAAGUUUAUAUCUGAUAUGAAGUUUUAUGAGAUUAUUUCUCAUAACUCAUUCGUUGAAGUAUCGAUACAAAAUGUUUUAAUGUGGCCAAACAUUAUAUAGAAUAGAAAAUGCACUUCUUAUUUUGCUUUUUUUUAAUUAGUGUUUCAUGUUUCAAUUUCCCAUUAAUUUUAACUUUAUACCUAAAUACCUAAAGUUUAUUCCAUUUUAUAUUGUUGAUAUGUAAGGAUGGUAGUGUGAUACCGAUCGAUAAAUAGGAUUUUGGCGAAAAUGUACUUUAUUCUCUGGACGGCAUACGAAUAUUUUAUUUUUUGUGAUUGUUACGUUGUCAUGUUAACCCUGUUGUAAUUAACUAUGAAAGGUAUUAUUAGGAGAUCAUGUAGUUAUAUGUGGUUGUAGCAAAUAGUCCUGAAAUAGAAGUCAUGGUCAUUUUUACCUUAAGUGUUGAUUUUUGUACUCAGUUCAUUAUCUUCAUAUAGAGUUUUUGUGCUUAUUCUUAAAGUAUUAUUUUGUAUGAAACUGUUGUGAUUACUAGUAUCUGACUGAUAUUAGUUAUUAUUAUCAUCAUUGUUGUUGUUAUUAUUAUUAUUAUUAACACUAUCAUUAUUAUCAUUGUUAUAAUUACAUGCUAUCAUCAAUGUUAUCAUCAUUCAUAUUUUAUCAUUGUUUUCAUUAUAAGUUUUAUUAUUAAUAUUGUAAAUAUUAUUAUGAUUAUCCCUAAUACUAAUAUUUUGUAACGAUUAUGAUUAUGAUAAUUGUUAUUAUUAUUCAAAUUAUCAUAAUAACCAUCGCCAUAGUUAUUAUUUCAAUUCAAUGCGAUCCAAAUCAUCUUCUUUUCAUUUAUAGUCAUAUUUGUCAUUCAACCGAUAAUCAACCACAGGUCUUUCACUCAUUUAUUAUCGUGUUAUAUAUCUUUAUGUAUUGUACAUUGUGUUUUCUUGGAAUAAGUGGAGUAAGGGCAUGUAGAGUGAAUUCGUUUUCAAAGUUGUGAUAUAUGAACAUGAUUAAUAAAACCUCAUUUAUUCAGACAA